Molecule: messenger RNA, 6574 nt
Organism: Talpa occidentalis (Iberian mole)
Lineage: Eukaryota; Metazoa; Chordata; Mammalia; Eulipotyphla; Talpidae
Gene: TGOLN2
Product: trans-golgi network protein 2
Exons: 4
Coding region: 41-1828 (595 amino acids)
Cellular component (GO): trans-Golgi network transport vesicle; endosome; trans-Golgi network
Source: RefSeq, a predicted model, not a curated record
UCGCGAGAAUUGCAGAGGGCGGAAGCGCAGUCUGUGCAGGAUGCGGUUCCUGGUUGCGUUGGUCCUGCUGAGCCUUGGAGCUGCCGGAGCCGCAUUGAACACCUCAGCCCAUGACAUUUCGAUCCCCAUUGUCAGGCCGAAGAGAGAUGAACCUUCAGUUAGAAAUCCCAACCAGUCUACCUCGAACCUGCCGUCUUCUGAGACCCGAGACUCCGCCAAGUUAGAUGAGGAUCACCAAUCCGGGAAGAACUCUAUCGCGUUGGAGGAGCAGCAGCCGCAGCUGACCGCGGAUCGCAACUCCAGCAAAUCGGAUAAGGGCCGGCAGCAGACCACCCAGCACAACACUGCCGAGUCGGGGCAGAACCCGCAGCAGACCACCCAGCAGAACCCUGCCGAGUCCGGGCAGAACCCGCAGCAGACCACCCAGCACAACCCUGCCGAGUCCGGGCAGAACCCUCAGCAGAACACCCAGCACAACCCUGCCGAGUCCGGGCAGAACCCGCAGCAGAACACCCAGCACAACCCUGCCGAGUCGGGGCAGAACCCGCAGCAGAACACCCAGCACAACCCUGCCGAGUCCGGGCAGAACCCGCAGCAGAACACCCAGCACAACCCUGCCGAGUCGGGGCAGAACCCGCAGCAGAACACCCAGCACAACCCUGCCGAGUCCGGGCAGAACCCGCAGCAGACCACCCAGCACAACCCUGCCGAGUCCGGGCAGAACCCGCAGCAGAACACCCAGCACAACCCUGCCGAGUCCGGGCAGAACCCUCAGCAGGCCCCCCAGCACAACCCUGCCGAGUCCGGGCAGAACCCUCAGCAGGCCACCCAGCACAACCCUGCCGAGUCCAGGCAGAACCCGCAGCAGGCCACCCAGCACAACCCUGCGGAGUCCGGGAAGAACCCGCAGCAGACCACCCAGCACAAUCCUGCUGAGUCCGGGCAGAACGCGCAGCAGGCCACCCAGCACAACCCUGCCGAGUCCGGGCAGAACCCACAGCAGGCUACCCAGCACAACCCUGCCGAGUCUGGGCAGAACCCGCAGCAGGCCAUCCAGCACAACCCUGCCGAGUCGGGGAAAAACCCGAAGAAGAACACCCAGCACAACCCUGCCGAGUCCGGGCAGAACCCACAGCAGGCCACCCAGCACAACCUUGCCGAGUCCGGGCAGAACCCGCAGCAGGCCACCCAGCACAACCCUGCGGAGUCCGGGAAGAACCCGCAGCAGAACACCCAGCACAACCCUGCGGAGUCCGGGAAGAACCCGCAGCAGACCACCCAGCACAACCCUGCGGAGUCCGGGAAGAACCCGCAGCAGACCACCCAACACAACCCUGCUGAGUCAGAUAAGGAACAGCGCCUGACCACUGAAGACAAAUCUGGUACUUUGGCUAAGGAGCAUCAGUCCUUGAAAAAUGGUCCUGGCAACUUGGAUACCGAGCAACAGUUCACAAAAGAGGGCUCUUCCACGUCACUCCAGCAUGAGGGAGAAGGUAAAUCUUCAGAACCGAUUGAAGAUGUGUUAUUCAAGGAGACUGAAGGUGACCCAGAGCAUGACCCUGCCUCCAGUGAGAACCGUGAAGGGACACUUUUGAAUUCUAUGAAUAUGGACAAAAAUGAUGUUUACGAAGACAAUCUUGGAAGUGCCAGUGCAGAGAGCAGCCACUUCUUUGCAUACUUGGUGACGGCAGCCAUUAUCGUUGCUGGCCUCUACAUUGCUUAUCACAACAAACGCAAGAUUAUUGCUUUUGUUCUGGAAGGAAAACGAUCCAAAGUCACUCGAAGGCCAAAGUCUGGUGACUAUCAGCGUUUGGACCAGAAGAUUUGAUCUUUCUGUUCUUGAGAACCUUGUCCUGCCUGCUGAUUUGUUUCUAAAUCAAGAGAAAUGAAGAGUAAAAACUGUGACCUAAGAGACAGUCCCUCCUCUGGAGUUUGGUGACAGAGGCAGGGGACUUUUGGUUUUUGCACCUGCACUUUGGUGACCUUGCACUCUUGUGUUCCCUUUAUUUAUGGUGGUGUUUUCCACCCUUUCACCUCUGAGUGUGAGUAGAGGGAGCAAGUGGGAACCCAGCUCUGACCAAAGGGAGACCCCAGCCCUAGUAGGCUACUACUGCUGAGCACCCUCUCUUGGGCCUUGUAGUAAAGUUAACCCUUGAAAAUAGUUUUGCACUCAGCACAAAACAUCUGUAAAGCCCAGGAGAAGAGUGGAGGUGUUUUCUGCCAAGGCCUCUUACUUUGGGGAGAUAUGCCUUGCAAAUGAUGAAGAAGAUGAAUACUGAUGGGCAGAGGGCCACUGUGAACACAUACUUCUCCAAAGGCCUCAGCAGUAAACCAAAUGGCAGUUGGAAAAAAUGCUUUAUUGCCUGCAACCCAUCUAGCAUAUGUUCUUCACAGUUUUUCUGAUAUUUUCAUAUUCAUGAAGACAAAGUGAAUCAACUUCCAUUUGGUAUACUGAGUAUAAAACUGAACUUGAGGGUCGUGGGAGUAAAGCUGUAAAGCCGCUAUUCCCAUUGCAGAUUUUUAAAAAUACAGUUACUACUAUUGAAAUGCUAUGUUCUUCCAUACGUGCAACUGUAAUAGGAACUUUUUGCAAAAAACUUGUAGAAGGGUUUUGGUAUGAGUUUGCAGUUUCUUCGAAUGACUUUUCUAAAACAUUUCUCACCAACUGUUUUACCUUAAUUUAGUGAGUGGUCCUCUCGUAUGAUAUAAAAUGCCAAGGACAAUUAGUAAAAAUUCUCCUCCUAUCCCAUGUCAGGGUUUUUUAAAAUUCAAGAAAUUGAGAGUUCCCCAGGUAUAACAGAGAGUAGCAUCUUGAAUAAUGCUGUUGUUUGAUGUCUUAAAUCUGUUCUAGUCAUGCAUAGUUACAGUGAGCGUAGUGAAAGUGGUUUCUGGGAAAAAAAUAAAAGAGAAUCACUGAUCUCAGGGAAAUACAAGGAAUGCAGGCGGUGAGGGGAAUAUGAAUUCUCUGCUAUUGAAGAAGUCUGAAGAAGGGUCCAUCCGUUUGUCAUAUUAUCUUCCCCCUUGCUUAAAACAGCACAUGGCUUUGAGUUGAGAUUUCCAUUUGGGGGGGAUAAACAUUUUUGUGGAGAUGAAGGAAUGAAUGGUCCUUGCCAUCACUCUACUUGUGCACCAACCAUUAAUACCUCCUCCGAUCUGAGGGAUCUUCUUGCAGAUUCUCCUACCAUUGAGGAAGACCCUUUUGCUUUUUUCCCUUCUGUCUCCUUUCUCUCCCUGGCCUCCUUUCUAAUGUUUUCUAUUUGUGCCUGUCUACAACAGCACCUUUCCUUCUGCCUUCGUGCAUGCCCAAAUUUCCCCCAUUCCUGACCAUCUUGUUUGUUAAUCAUUUUACUGCUCAGCUUUUCCAGUAAGUUGUGUCCAUUGCCUUGCCAUUUAUUUUCUUUAUAACCUUCAUAAACCUACUUUGGUUCCUAUCUUUCUACUAGUGGUGUUUUUCCAGAGGUUCAGAACACCAAAUCCAAUGGCUCUUUUCAAGGCUUUGUCUUACUCUUGACAGACAUACUUACCCUCCACAUUGAAAUUCCCUUCUUCUGGUUUCUCUGACAAACUGUCCUGGCUUCUAAUAACUCUUUGCCUUUUCUGUGCUACUGAAGAAGUCUGAAGAAAGAACCAUCCUGUUCAUCAUAUUAUCAAACGCAGAUCUUGCUAUUCCUUUGUCUCCUCAGAAACUCAUCUGUUUUUUAUUGUAACUCCCAAGCCUUUAUCCUUGACCUGCAUCCCAAAGAAUCCAGUCCUGUGUGCUAUUUCAGUUUGAUUGUCCUGUUGUCACUAAAACAGGAUUUCUUUCUUCCAGCUAUUGUACACCCUUCUCAACUUCAUUUCUUUAAUCAUCUCAACUCCAAACUGCAAGCUUUUAUCAUUUUCUCUUGUUACAAGUCUUAUACAUUUUUUUCUUCUAAUAUCUUCAGCUACAACCUUCCUUCCCAUUUUCUUUGUUUUCCUGUCCUAUACCCACAUUCCCGUCACUUCUUUUUUGAGUGUUGGGUUUUUUGUGAUUUUUUUUUUUUUUUUUUUUUUUUUUUAAGGAGCCACAGAUUGGCUCUCCUGCUCAUCUCUGGUGUGCAGAGAGACCAGAUUGCUCUUUUCAAAAUACUUGCCCUGGGCUUCGGCAGUGGUGCAGCGGUUGAGCGCUGGGCUGUGAAGCUGCCUGCUGCCUCUGCAGCACCGGUUCGAUCCCCAGCCACCGGGGAGGGUCCCACAUGGCGCGCAGACCUCUCCUGCCUUGCCCGCUGCUCCCCUCAGCAGUGUGUUUCAUCAGUCUGCCUGUUCUGUUGCCCGCUCUGGCUCUGGUGAAUUCUCUCACCCUCCCGCGCUUGUGACUGUACCCAGUGCUUGUAUAAAUAAAUAAAUAAAUCUUUAAAAAAAAAAAAAUACUUGCCCUUAUCUAAAGUUUUUUUUUCACUACCUCUCAUAGCUUAGAGAACCCAGUUUAUAGAUGCUUUAGUGCUCAGGACUCUGCAGAUUGGCACUCUCCUGUCUUCCUCUGUAUCCCAGCCAAGCCAGAGUGCCCUCCUGUCAGGUGUCACCUAGACCCCGCUGCUUUUUGCUCUUGCUAUGCCCUCUGGUCCCAGGUGUCCCAUGGUUGCAGUUUGCUUAGAAUGCACUGCCUUUUCCUCUUUGCCUUGCCUUCCCAGAAUCUAUUUCUUCAGGGCCCAGCUCAAGUUUUCCUAUGUACCUUCCUAACUCCCCCACCCCAUUUGGCUCUUUCCAUUCUAUUCCAGUAGUUUGCCACUUACUCAUUUUUGAACUUCAGAUAAUAAGGCAAUCAGCAUCUGAUGUCUCUGUCCGGUCUCACCAAGAAAACUAAGCUGCUUUGGAUGCAUCCUUAGCAGGCACUCUCUGCAUCUGCCCAGCCUAGUGGCAUUUCCUAGGUAGUUCAGGAGUUCAAUUUAUUCUUGCAAAGAAGUUUUCUUUGUUGAGGACAUCAGGAUGUGACAUAAUUGAGUUCUCACACAGCUCUUGCUGGCUGCUGGCUACGGUCCCUUUUUGGUAGGUUUUGCUCAUGAAGAGCGCAGGAAGAUUGUCUUCAGGGCCUCCCCGGUGGUGCAGCGGGUUGAGCACAGUGCUAUGAAGCUGUCCGCAGCCUCUGCAGCAUCAGGUCAAUUCCCGGCCGGCCAGGGAGAUUCCCACAUGGCACGCUGCAGACCUCACCUGUCUUGCCCGCUGCUCCCCUCAGCAGUGCUUUAGGUCUGUCUGCCUGUUCUGCUCCCUGCUUUGUCUCUGGUGAAUCCUCUCACCCUCCCACACCUCUGGCCUGUACUCCAGCUAUUGUAUAAAUAAAAAAUAAAUCUUUAAAAAAGAAAAAAGAUUGACUUCAGGAACCAAGAGGGUCUGCACCAAGUAGAACUGAAUAUUGUUGAAUCCACAUAGCUCCACCUUUUGAGCGUCUGUGAAGUAUCAUUUCCUGUGCUGAAAGAGUACAAUAGAAUUUACCUUUCACUUGAAGAGUGAACCAAGGACAUCUCUCAUACCAAAGGACAACUUGAUUUCUGGGUAGUUAUCUUUUUAAAGAUAGCAAGUUUUCCUAGAGAUUGUGUGUGGAUGAGGGUGUGCUGGCACUGGGCAAGCCGGGGGUGGGGCGGGCAGUGGUGCACAGGGAGCCAUGAAAGUCCACUUUGGGACCCUGGGGUAGUGGAAGGCCAGUCUGUCUAAAAGGCUAAGACAACUCGGAAAGACUUGACAACUAGCUAUAUAUAUUCUGAGGUUUCUUUUCCCGUGGUGGCUUUUAAUGAACUAUUCAGUGAUGGAAUUGUAAACCUCCCAAAUUCCCCUGAUGGUGAUUCUCAUUUUCUUCUCCAAUUUAUGUCAUUUAAAUCAAAAAGCAGAAGCCCACCCCUUGUUUUUACAGGGUAACUUGAUACAUAAUGCUGCUUGCGUGGCGAAAGCCAGCCUUUUGCAUGUGUUCUGAAGCAUUUGAACAGUGAGGAGUGUGCUAUAGCCCAGAUCCUGUAGUUCUGCCAGUUGUUUUCUGAAAACUUGCUGGGAAGGUUGUGUUUGGUAUCCCCUUGCUUAAAUAAAUCCUGGGAAGAGAUUUUCAGGUUUAAUUUAACUAUACAUCCAGAGCCAAGAAUCUUAACCCAGCAGGUUCCACAAGUCACAUGAAUUUCUUAACUAUUUCAAUUCAGAAGUUCCUGUGUAAAGGCCUUGGGUCUGAGCUGUAUAGGGUUUCAGGUUGCCUACAAAAUCUGUCUCCUCACACUCUUCGAUAAAUAUUCCUUUAAUGUAGAAGUCUACUAUUAACAAAAUGAUUGCUUGUUGAAAUUGUUUCCCUUUUUUGUUUACCUGGUUAUUAGAUUGCCACUGUUUUGCAGUGUUUUAUAUUCUCAGCUUUUUGUAACUUAACUAUAAUUUUUAAAGCUUAUUUUGGGCUAAUGAUAAGUAUUUUCAGUACAUAAUGUUUCACUGAGCGUCCAUGAAUGCCAUCUUGAUGUAGUUUUGUAUCAUUGCAGAAACCGAAAUAAAUUUCAAAUAUUAAAGCUAUAGUUAUCAAAUUUAUUAAUAUUGCAUUAAAAUAAGGCCAAAAGUAAGUGAAAGGGCAUUUUUUCUGUCAAUCUUC